Molecule: messenger RNA, 2551 nt
Organism: Sodiomyces alkalinus F11
Lineage: Eukaryota; Fungi; Ascomycota; Sordariomycetes; Glomerellales; Plectosphaerellaceae
Product: artemis protein
Exons: 2
Coding region: 175-2121 (648 amino acids)
Biological process (GO): double-strand break repair via nonhomologous end joining; protection from non-homologous end joining at telomere; interstrand cross-link repair
Molecular function (GO): damaged DNA binding; 5'-3' DNA exonuclease activity
Source: RefSeq, a predicted model, not a curated record
GGCGUCCGCAGAGGGUCCAUGGUUCUUGACCUGGGAACUGUCACACAAAAGCCCCUGCCCCCCCCCCCCCCACUCGGCCGACUCUUCACGAACCGAAGCCAAGUGAUUCGAUUCGCUUCGCUUCCUCAUGUGCCGUAGGUGGCAGGGGAACCGCGCAAGGGGACGCCGCCUGACAUGUCAACCUUUGAUGGCAUCGUUGCCGAGUUCCCUGACAUAAGAGUUGAUUUCUUCCGCCCAUCUCCUCACCGUCAGGCUCCGUUGGCCUGCUUCCUAAGCCAUGUCCACAGCGAUCAUCUGGCAGGCCUCGAGAGCCUCAGGUCGCCUUUCGUCUACUGCUCGGCAGCCACCCGUCAGAUCCUCUUACGUCUGGAACGUUACCCCUGUCGCAUCAACUUCGCCAAAGGCAUCCUAGAGGCCCGCGUCCAGACUUUCAAGAAGCUUCGUUUUCUCUUGAAACCUAUUCCCCUCGACACGCCUACCUGCCUCGAGCUGGCUCCUGGUCGACAUAUCCGGGUCACCCUCUUCGAUGCGAACCAUUGUCCCGGUGCCGUCAUGUUCCUAUUGGAAGGAGAUGGCAAGGCCGUCUUGUACACUGGCGACGUCCGGUGUGAGCCCUGGUUUGUGAACUCGGUAGCCCGAAAUCCCUCUCUCGUCGAAUACUCCUCGCACAUCAAGACUUUGGACAAGAUCUACCUGGACACUUCCAUACUCGACGAUAUCCCCCUCCAGACGAAAGCCGACGGUAUCGCCGAACUUGUCCGUAAAAUCGUCGUCUACCCUCCUGGGACCAUUUUCCACGUCCAGGCCUGGACGUACGGUUACGAAGAAGUGUGGAUCGCGCUCUCCAAAGCACUCAACUCGAGAAUCCAUGUGGAUGACUACAAGAUGAACAUUUUCCAGUCCCUCAAAUCCAAACCAUCUCCCGCCGAUCGAUUUUCCAGCCCGCCGGUCCACUUCUGUCCCGAGGCACCGGCCCUGACCGGCUUUGUUUGUGGGAACACCGAGCAUCCCGGGUGCCUGACGAGCGACGAGAAUGUCCAUCUACACAGCUGCGAGAGAGGCAACUUUUGCUCGGUUGUGGAGAAGGGUCCCGUGGUGUGGAUACAGCCAAUCGUUGCCCAUCUCCCCGAUGGCGUCGAUCGCCUCGAGGUCGGCAUCGGUGGCGGCGGAGAAGACUUGGAGCGGGAGGUCGAGAUCGAUGUCCUAUCCAAAGAGGAUCUCAGCCGGCUUCUUCGGCUAGUGACAGACGACAAUGACAUUCCCGCCGAUGUUCGAGCCAGUGUAAGCGACUACCUGGUACGGACCACACUCCAUGGCCGCAGCUUAUCUCUGGAUCUUUUCAUGUCAUCCCUGGAGGACAAAAACGAGGCCAGUCUCCGAAGCGCGCUUGCUUCCCUUACGAAGAAAUCACAACUUGGCCGGGGAGAAAAGAUCGUUGCUACCAAUGUCGAUCAUGCAGAUCAUGUAGAUGGCGUGUUACCAGACACAGUCACCUUCCCAUACUCCAGGCAUUCGUCCUACGAAGAGCUGUGUCAUCUGGUCCAGACUUUCAUGCCACGGGACGUCUGGCCGUGCACCGUCGACCCCAUCGAGUGGCACAAGAAUAAUAUCACCAUCAAGUCCUUGUUCGGUCGCCACUGCUCGGGAGACACCUUCGCGCACGACCUCCACAUGGAAGACUGGGCCAGCAGAAAUGCCACAGACCUGCUAACGCAGUCCCACAGUGAGCUGGAAACCCAGGGGUCGUCGGCUUCCGCUCUGGACAGAGUCGCUCCAGAAUGCAGCACAUCGUCUCCGCCCAAACAGCCGAGUCGGGAGACUUCGUCAGCCAGUCGAACGGGAAAGCGGACAUUUAUAGCCUUCCAUGACGACAGCAGAGACGGAAAGGACAAGGACCCCUUGGAUUCUCAAGUUUCCACCGAAUCUCACUCGUCUGAGGGAGCAUCCCUUUUUCGAGCAGACGCGUACAACACCAUGAUGCGGAAUCUUGCUGGUGGCGAUUGGACACCUAUCGAACUCAUGUCCACCUCAAAUCACCACACCGAUGUUGAGAAGAAUCCUGCUCAUUUGCCAGGGGGUGGAAAGGAUGGAGAUGUCAGGAACGGCAGGCCCAUGCAAUAACAGCGGCCAAGGUUCUAUGUGAGAAAAGAAAUGAAGAAGAAAAAGAAGAAAAAAAGAAGGAAAGAAACUUAUCGUUCCAUGUGAAGCGAGAUCACUGACACACAUACUCGCGUCGAAACAGGUCAUUUGAACCCAGGGCUCGAGCUGCAUGCACACUGCACGAUACCCAAUCCACAUCGGCACCCUUUCUAGGUGUGCCCAGUGGGAUCACUCCAUGCAACAUGGCCCCUAACCAAUACCUAGGUACCCACGCUUCCCUCCCGAACUCGUGGUCCAAUAAGACCUUUGUCGUUCUCGUGCCAGGCCAAUGCAUUCUCGAGAGUGAAUUAUGACAGGUUAGUACGAAAUCGGGCCCUUUGAGGCAGUUGAUGCUGGUUCUCCUGGGACGUUACGAGCCUGGAAACGCAGUUGAACAUGUGCGAAGCAGCAU